Messenger RNA from Dimorphilus gyrociliatus, 676 nucleotides. The record is from the annotation of a GenBank genome assembly. NCBI's taxonomy places the organism in Eukaryota, Metazoa, Annelida, Polychaeta, Dinophilidae.
CAUGAAGAAGCAAGAAAAAUUGAUCGAAAUCGAUUUCUCCGAAAAAAGCAACGAUCCGCGUUUACGAUGUCGACCAAGGGAGUUGAAAAAUUAUGAAAAAUCUAUAAUAUACGCUGAUGACGAAGACCAUAACGUAAUUUGUCCGUUCAUGGGAAAAUAUAGUGCAACUUUAAACGGUAAAGGUAUUUGCUCUGGAACAUUUCGAAUAGGUUGUAGCGCUCCCGAUCGUAUGGAAAUCGAUAAUGAAUGCUUUGGGUCAAUAACUUCCAAUCUAAAGUGCGUCUACACUUGGAAAGCUCGUCGUAAGCACUACGUUUUAGCAAAGAGUCUAGAUGGAGAAAUUGCCAACUGCUAUUCAUUCCAGGAAAUCUCAAAAAAUAGCUUAAAAUUCGAAAGAGAGUCUUGGUGCAGUUACGGUGCGUCAACCAUCUUCAAACCAAACUCUUUUUUUCUAACUAACAGGAAAGCUAUAGAUCGCUGCUAUCAACCUCAAGAGACGAAUAGGAGAAGUGAAAAAGUUAAGGAAGAUAAAGCUCAGCAAAAUCCACCAUACGACAAAAUAAGUAGAGAUAGGCCAAGAAGAAUACACCAGGAAGAUAGUAAAUCUAAUUACCACACUCCUUCUACAAGUGUUAUUAGUUUGCUCUUUAUCUUGGCUCUAAGUAUUUCUUACUAG